Messenger RNA from Cucurbita maxima (winter squash), 1957 nucleotides. RefSeq names its product equilibrative nucleotide transporter 3-like. The record is from RefSeq and is a predicted model, not a curated record. The coding region runs from base 570 to 1820 and encodes 416 amino acids. Gene Ontology annotation, molecular function: nucleoside transmembrane transporter activity. Gene Ontology annotation, cellular component: plasma membrane. Lineage: Eukaryota; Viridiplantae; Streptophyta; Magnoliopsida; Cucurbitales; Cucurbitaceae. Gene Ontology annotation, biological process: nucleoside transmembrane transport. The transcript is spliced from 10 exons.
CACAUUUAUAGUCCAUCGGGGUUAGCGCCCGACCAAUCCUCAACAAAGAAUUGCGUGCGUUUUGUGAAGUCAAAAGUUGUGAGUCUACUUCUCGCCGAAACCUUUCUCCGUUGGUACAUGUCAAAAUCAGUCGCUACAAUGUUUGGGCGUUUUUAUACUCUGCGUCAAACCCAUUAAACUACUGUUCUUCCGUCUCAUUUUCUCAGCUUUUUAAAUCAAAGAAUUCAACUCUCUACUUCCUCGUAUUCGGACUUGGAAGUGUUUGGAUUCUUUCGCCACCAAGCUGUGUGUCCGCUCGCCAGAGUUUGUGAUAAACCGCUUUUGGUUUGAGUUGACAAAGCUGCUAAUUACGGGCUUCCUUGAAUUUUGUGCUGGAUUCUCUUACAGCUCAUCUUUCCUGUGGUCAAAUCUGUGUAUUUAUUGCUGUUCCUUCACACUCGCUCUUUCCUUCUGAAUGAUACUCUUGCAUAUAAGAACAUCAAUCCCAUUUGUUUUUCCUGUUAUAAUUCUCUUCAGUUUUUCAUUUUUCCUUUGAACUGUUCUUUAUUGUUUGGAGGUAGGAAUCUAUCAUGACUGAUGUCAAUGAUGAAUCUGGGGCUCCGGCGAGGACUGAGGGGAAGUACACAGCUCUGGCAGUGUGCUGGGUUCUCGGUUUGGGUUCGCUUGUUUGUUGGAACAGUAUGCUAACCAUAUCAGAUUACUAUUAUCAAUUGUUUCCGCAUUAUCAUCCUUCAAGAGUACUCACCCUCGUGUAUCAACCAUUUGCUGUUGGAACAAUUGCAAUCCUUGCAUAUUAUGAAGCAAAAAUUGAUACCCGAUGGAGGAACAUACGUGGAUACUCUCUCUUUUUCAUAAGUAGUGUGUUGCUUAUUGUUUUGGAUUUGGUCACAUCUGGAAAAGGAGGGGUUGGACCAUAUAUCGCUUUGUGCGCCAUUGUCGGUUCAUUCGGAGUUGCUGAUGCUUUCGUGCAAGGUGGUAUGGUUGGAGAUCUUGCUUUGAUGUGUCCCGAAUUCAUCCAGUCUUUUAUGGCUGGAUUGGCUGCCUCAGGAGCUCUAACCUCUGGGUUGAGGUUAAUCACAAAAGCUGCUUUUGAGGAUUUUCAUAACGGUCUUCGUAAAGGAACAAUUCUAUUCUUAGCGAUAUCUGCUGCUUUCGAGUUCCUUUGUGUUGUUCUCUAUGCUAUAGUCUUCCCUAAAGUUCCACUUGUGAAGUACUACCGUAAAAAGGCCGCUUCUGAAGGAUCCAAAACCGUGUCAUCUGACCUUGCUGCUGCAGGCAUCCAGAUUCAGUCAAACCAACAAGAAGACAAAACCGAGCUAUUGAGCAAAAAACAACUAUUUCAGAUGAACAUGGAUUAUCUUUUUGGCGUGUUUCUGAUAUACGUUCUCACAUUGUCUAUCUUUCCCGGCUUCUUGUAUGAAAACACUGGAAAACACCGACUAGGAUCAUGGUAUCCACUUGUUUUGAUAGCAAUGUACAAUGUGUGGGAUCUAAUAGGCAGAUACAUUCCGCUCAUAAACUGGCUGAAGUUGGAGUCGAGGAAGGGCCUCUUCAUCGCAAUUCUGUGCCGUUUUCUACUGAUCCCGGCGUUUUACUUCACAGCAAAAUAUGGUGACCAAGGGUGGAUGAUCUUUCUCACUUCCUUCUUGGGAUUAUCCAAUGGCCAUCUUACAGUCUGUGUUUUUACUGCAGCACCUAAAGGCUACAAGGCACCUGAGCAGAAUGCGUUGGGGAACUUGCUUGUACUGUUCCUAUUAGGCGGCAUUUUUACAGGAGUUUCCCUUGAUUGGCUGUGGAUCAUCGGAAAUGGUAGCUUUUGAAGCGUCAGUUCAAUAUCAUUUGAUGAACAAAGCGUGGAUAUCUGCUUAUGAAUACGCCUCUUGCAGUUGCACCAAGUUUAUUAGCUAAGCGGAAACCAGCCCAUCCGUUUUUAAGAUAUGGAUGAGAUAUGUUUUCU